GAAUGGGUCGUCCACUCUACUGGUUAUGGUUAUGGGAGUCCAUGAGACGUAGUACAAAUGCAGAAACACUACUUUGAGUCCCAAAGCUCUCAACUUUUCCAUCAAUGGUGAGAAGAGAAACAGAUCCCUUAUUUUACUUCUUCUCAUUCUGUAUAAUCUUCAUUCAGUUUUCUAAUUCCCAAACAGACACUAUAGAACAGGGUCAACAACUCAAACAUGGGAUGCACUUGUUCUCCGCUUCUGGUAUUUUCAGGCUGGGAUUCUUCAAACUUGGCUCUUCAAAUUCAAAUCUUUCAUACGUAGGAAUAUGGUACAACAAUGGAGUUAACGAGAAACCAGUAUGGGUGGCAAACCGUAAUAACCCAAUUCCAGACGAGUCGGGAACAAUCGGAAUCGAUCAAUACGGAAACUUGAAGAUUUCCCACAACGACGGAGACCCCAUUGUUACUCUGUACUCUGCUCAAUCUCCGAUUAAUGCCAGAGCAACUCUGCUCGAUUCAGGAAACUUUGUUCUACGAGAAUCGAGUAAUCAUCUAUGGCAAAGCUUUGAUUAUCCUACUGAUACCCUUUUGCCUGAAAUGAAGCUCGGAUUUGACCGGAGAACUGGGCUCAAUCGGACUCUGACUUCUUGGAGGACUGAUGAUUUUCCUGCUUUGGGUUCAUUCACUCUUGCUAUAGACUCAGACCAAAUGAUCGUGUGGUGGAGAGGAAACAACUAUUGGGAAAGUGGGCCAUGGGGAGAUGGGUGUUUUGAUUCGCUAAAAGACGAGUUCUGUAACCAUUUCAAGUACAAAUUUAGCUAUACUUCAAAUGAGGAAGAGACUUACAUGAAUUACUCAGUAAGUAAGGAAAUCACAAUUUUCCCAAGACUUAGUUUGAGCCCAGAUGGUGAAAUCAAGGGAUAUGGGAUGAAUCUCAUGUUUACACAAGUUUCAUGCUUGAGUUCUUCAUCUUCUUCUUCUUUGAGAUUUGGUUGCGUGGAGCAGAAGCUACCUUCCUGCAGAAGCAGUAGCCUUGAUAAUGAUAAGUUUGUAUCCAAAGUAGGAGCCAUGUCUGGUACUGUGUUCAAGUUCAAUGAAAAAGAUAAUCUCACAAUCUUUGAUUGCUGGGAAAAGUGUUUAAAGGAUUGUUCUUGUGUUGCUUAUGCUUCUACAAAUGAUGACAUUGGUACUGGUUGUGAGAUUUGGUCCAAAGAUUCGACCUUUACUGAUAACAAGUUGGCUAGUUUGAGAAAGAUUCAUCUCCUUCAGUCUGGAGUACAAAUGUGGAUAUGGCUAUUAAUUAUAAUAGGAGUAACAGCUACUUUACCAUUGGUGAUAUCCUUAUUGUAUGUUCUGGUAAAAAGAUGUAAGGCCAGAGGUAAUAGGCAAAGAAUGGAACAGGAAUUGUUAUUGCAAGAACUUGGCAAAGCUGGAAAGCUUCGUAAAGAUGGGAAUGAAUUGCAGUUAUUCAGCUUUGAAAGAAUUUCCAUUGUCACAAAUGGUUUCUCUGCAUCGAAUAAGCUAGGAGAGGGUGGCUUUGGACCAGUUUAUAAGGGGAAAUUUGUAGAUGGACAAGAAGUAGCAGUAAAAAGAUUAUCAAGAAGUUCAGGGCAAGGGCUAGUGGAAUUCAAGAAUGAGGUUUUACUGAUUGCUAAACUCCAACACACUAAUCUUGUCAGGCUUUUGGGAUUUUGUAUUCAAGGAGAGGAGAAAAGUCUCAUCUAUGAGUACAUGCCCAACAAAAGUUUAGACUUUUUUCUCUUUGAUGAAAGGAGAAAGUGUUCAUUGACUUGGGGAAAACGGUUCAACAUUAUUGGAGGGAUUGCUCAAGGACUAGUUUAUCUUCAUAAUUAUUCAAGGUUAAAAGUGAUUCAUCGAGAUUUAAAAACAAGCAACAUAUUACUUGAUAAAGAGAUGAAUCCAAAAAUAUCUGAUUUUGGCAUGGCUCGGAUAUUUGGAUUGAAUGUAUCAGAAGAAAACACAAACAGAGUUGUUGGAACAUAUGGUUACAUGUCUCCAGAGUAUGCAAUUAAAGGCAUUGUAUCAGUAAAAACAGAUGUAUUCAGCUUUGGAAUCAUACUACUAGAGAUUAUUAGUGGAAAGAAGAACAACAGUCGGUACCAUUCAGAGGAACCCCUCAAUCUUAUUGGAUAUGCGUGGCAGUUGUGGAGUGAAGGUAGAUGUGUUGAGUUAGUAGAUUCAGGACUAGUAAAAUAUAAGUUGAGUGAAGUAUUGAAUGGCAUUCAUAUUGGGUUGUUGUGUGUACAAGAGCGCCCUGAAGAUAGGCCAACAAUGCCAGAUGUUGUUUCGAUGUUAUCUAGUGAUACCACUCUACUACCUUCACCAAAACAGCCGGCGUUUUUCAUAAGUGAUGUUCUUAUUGAAGAUGUCGAAGUUGGUAUAAAAAAAGCACAGAAUUGUAGCUUAAACGAUGUAACUAUGUCUGUUAUGGAAGCGAGGUAGAUAGUACUGUAAAAAAACUACAUCUCAAAUAAUUGAGUAUCUUGUAAAUACAUAUGUAUACUUUGUAGAAUACAUGAUUUAUUGAGUUAGGGGUGGCCAAGCCACUUGUAUCUUUGUAAUUUUAUAUGUAUUUAGGGCUC
Messenger RNA from Cannabis sativa, 2584 nucleotides. RefSeq names its product G-type lectin S-receptor-like serine/threonine-protein kinase CES101. Gene Ontology annotation, molecular function: ATP binding; protein serine/threonine kinase activity. The record is from RefSeq and is a predicted model, not a curated record. The transcript is spliced from 6 exons. Gene Ontology annotation, biological process: protein phosphorylation. The coding region runs from base 105 to 2444 and encodes 779 amino acids. NCBI's taxonomy places the organism in Eukaryota, Viridiplantae, Streptophyta, Magnoliopsida, Rosales, Cannabaceae.